AGGGGCCGCAGUAUGGGAGACACGCUGGACGAACCGUGGUGGGAUUCCCCGGCAGUGGCAAGUGAUAGUCCAGUUCUUUUCGUGACAUUUACUUGCUAAAAUUUGGAGCUUAGAGGAACAGCUUGCCUCUGAGAGGCAUAACAGUUUCUCCAUCACUUUGUCUUGUCAUUAAGGUAGGAUGUUCACCCACAAGCUGUCUCACAUCUCUGACGUUAUAGAUCCUUCAGAAGAUGAAGCUGUUGAGAAAGCAAGUGACAACAGGACAGCAACUCAUAAAGAUUCAGAUUUCAAACCUGCUGUGACAAAGAAAAGAAAGCAGCCUACAGAGUGUUUUCUAGGUCAGCCAGAAGAAAAACAAGAGACUCCUGUAAAGGCAAAGAAGGGAAAGAAGAAGAAAAUUUCUGAUAUUUUGGAAAAAUCCGCUCCAAAACCUGGUGUUCCUGCAGAUCUACAAAAUCUGCUCAGCCAGCAUUUUGGUGAAAACCGUUCAGUGAUUGAAAUAGAGGAAUUAAAACUGUCAGAUUCCUGCUUUUUGCCAGCCAAUGAUCUCACCCACAGUUUUUCUUCAUACCUGAAGGAAAUCUGUCCUAAGUGGGCAAAACUCCGUAAAAACCACAAGGAGAAGAAGUCGGUGGUGAUGUUGGUUAUCUGCAGUUCUGCCCUUCGUUCCUUGGAACUCAUCAAGUCAAUGACAGCAUUUAAAGGAGACUGUAGAGUUCUCAAGUUGUUUGCAAAGCACAUAAAGAUUAAAGAACAGUUGAAUAUGUUGGAGAAAGCUGUGUUCCACAUUGGGGUUGGAACUCCUGGGAGAGUAAAAGCGCUAGUGGAGCAAGAUGGCCUGUGCUUGGACUCCACAAAAUACAUGAUUCUGGAUUGGAACUGGAGAGAUCAGAAACUAAGGAGAAUGAUGGAUAUACCUGAGAUAAAGAAAGAAACAAUUGACCUACUGGAGAUGAGUAUUAUAAAGCUGUGCAGAGAGGGGUCUGUGAAGCUGGGACUCUUUUAAUGAUUUUACCAACAAGGAAAUAAUUUGCAGCUGCAUUUUACUAUUAUCUUGCCUGCAGUUGGAAAGUGAUUAGCAGGUGGUGGAAUCAAGAAUUUUGACUUUUCAGAGGUCUAUCAAUACAGAAAGAAUGCCCAUUGCAACUUUUUCUGAAUUUUCUUUUAAUAAUAAAACAGAAGUUUUAUUUGUAGUUUUAGUACUGUUUUUAUUGUAGAAACAAUGCGAUACUGAAAUCAGAGUUAAAUCACAUUCACCUGCUAGAUUUACUACUACUAAAUGUCACUUCUAAGACUUCGAAGAUAAGCAUGCUUGGGUCUGAAAACCUUUAUGCAGUUCAAUUUUCUGUUAUCUCCCCUUGCUGUCCUAAAGGAGACAUUUACAUUUCUCGUGAGAAUGGUGAUCUCAUUCUUGCGUUCAAGGGUCUUUGAAAAGGUUGUAUGAAUUUCAGUAAUUUGGCAAAAAGAUAGGUGAAAAAUAUCUGUUCUAGAGCUGGCCAAAUGCUCUGUUUUUCUAUUACAUGAUAAAUUAUCUGUAUAUUGUAUUGAGAUUUUAUUUUUGUUAAACUGUUGAAGUGUGCACAAAAUAUUCUCCUGUUUGGCCAUUUAAAUUAAAAGGAGAUGAUCCCUG
Molecule: messenger RNA, 1630 nt
Organism: Neopsephotus bourkii (Bourke's parrot)
Lineage: Eukaryota; Metazoa; Chordata; Aves; Psittaciformes; Psittacidae
Gene: CMSS1
Product: cms1 ribosomal small subunit homolog
Exons: 11
Coding region: 179-1006 (275 amino acids)
Cellular component (GO): nucleus; 90S preribosome
Source: RefSeq, a predicted model, not a curated record